Molecule: messenger RNA, 2709 nt
Organism: Lobosporangium transversale
Lineage: Eukaryota; Fungi; Mortierellomycota; Mortierellomycetes; Mortierellales; Mortierellaceae
Exons: 7
Coding region: 1-2709 (902 amino acids)
Biological process (GO): intracellular protein transport; endoplasmic reticulum to Golgi vesicle-mediated transport; COPII-coated vesicle cargo loading
Cellular component (GO): COPII vesicle coat; endoplasmic reticulum exit site
Molecular function (GO): zinc ion binding; SNARE binding
Source: RefSeq, a predicted model, not a curated record
AUGCUGCCACCGACUCCUCAGCCUAUCCCCGACCCAUAUGCAUCUCAACAGCAUCUAAACCAGACUGGAGGCGCUGUUAAUCAAUAUUCUAAGGCUGUAUACACUCAUCCUCAGCACCAGCUUAAUACAUCGUACCAUCACCAGCAGCAUCAACAGCACCAACAGCACCAACAACACCAACAGCACCAACAGCACCAACAUCAACACCAGCCAGCACAAUCAACCCAUCAACAUGCACCAUCCCAUGUAGCACCGUCCCAGCCAUUGUCGAAUCAGUCACAACAGUUCCGACCUCAGGCGCCAUUUGCACCUGUACAACCGGUUCCCAAGCCAAGGAUCGAUCCCGAUCAGAUCCCUUCUCCAGUAGCAGUUCAAGAAGCUGAUCAAGCUGAAUGGGAUCAAAAGCCGUUUGUUACUUCCGUGAGGACAAACGCUACACCGCUGGCCAGUAGUGACUUUAUGGCAAUCGAUGGAGGAAACUGCAACCCUCGAUUCUUCAGGAUGACAACGUAUAACAUCCCCAAUACUGAUGACUUGCUCAGCAUUUCACAAUUGCCUAUGGGCCUUGUGAUUCAGCCAUUAGCACAGCUCCGUGCAGAUGAAGCACAAAUCGAGACGGUUGAUUUCGGUGAUGGUGGACCAGCACGUUGUCGACGAUGCAAUGCAUAUAUUAAUCCGUUCAUGAUUUUUACAAAUGGCGGUCAAAAAUUUGUGUGCAACAUGUGUUUGUUCGAGAACGAUGUGGAGCCGAGUUAUUUCUGUAACCUGGAUAUGAAUGGUAGGAGAUGUGAUCUGGACCAACGACCGGAAUUAAGGAAUGGCACGAUUGAAUUUGCAGUGCCAAAGGAGUAUUGGAACAAGCCUCCUCAGGCGGCCGCAUAUGUCUUUGCGAUCGAUGUUUCUUGGAAUUCUGUCCAGAGUGGGAUGUUACAGCAGUGCGUUGAAGGGAUCAAACAUGCGAUCUGGGACGCGAAUGGGGUUUCCAAACUGAUGCCUGGUAUGCAAAUCGGAAUCCUGACCUAUGACAAGAAUGUGCAUUUUUACAACCUUUCGCCUUCUUUGGAGCAAGCGCAGAUGAUGGUCGUUCCAGAUGUAUCGGACGUGUUUGUGCCUCUCGGCGAUGGGUUCCUUGUUAGCCCUGAGAGCUCACAAACAAUUGUAGAGUCAUUGUUGGAUACGCUACCUCAGCUUUUUGCAGAGAAUAAAACAACAGAGUCUGUUAUCGGUGCAGUUGUCCAAGGGGUGCGGAUGGCGCUCGAGAACCGUGGAGGCAAGUUGAUCUUGUUCCAAACGUCUCUUCCAACGUUCGGACCAGGAGUUCUACGUCAUCGAGAAGAUUCAAAGCUCUAUGGAACGGACAAAGAGAGGACAUUGUAUGCACCACAGGAUGAUUUUUACAGGAGAUUGGCGGAAAGUUGUGUGGAAACAGGCAUGUCCAUUGACUUGUUCUUAUUCCCGAAUGCUUAUGUGGAUGUAGCCACUUUGGGAAGCCUAUCCAGUAUUACAGGAGGAGAAACACAAAUGUUUGUGAAUUUUAAUGGGAUGAGGGAUGGGAUCAAACUGCAAGGAGAUAUUGCUCGGUUAGUGACAAGGCCAUUUGGGUUCAAUGCAUUAAUGCGUGUCCGAUGUUCGACUGGAUUAAGGAUUACAGAGCACUUUGGAAAUUUCCACAUGAAGAACAGCACGGAUCUGGAAUUGGCAGGCAUUGAUUCUGAGAAGGCCAUUGGAGUGUUAGUGAAGCAUGAUGGAAAACUGGAUGAGAAGACAGAGGCUAGUUUCCAGGUGGCAUUAUUAUAUACGACUGCAGACGGUAGACGACGGGUACGAGUACACAACUUUAGUACGCCUGUGACCACGCUUUUGGGCAAUGUUUUCCGAUGGGCAGAUAUGGACACGACCAUCAACUUUUUGAGUAAAGGAGCCAUCACUCAAGCACUGAACAAAACGUUAAGUGAAGUUCGUGAAGCGUUGACAGAAAAAUGCGUCAAGAUUUUGUCCGCGUAUCGCCGCAACUGUGCCUCAUCCACAGCACCCGGGCAGCUCAUUCUUCCAGAGGCGUUCAAGUUGUACCCGUUAUAUACCCUUGCUAUGUUAAAGUCCAAGAUCUUGAGGGCAGGACGGGAUCUCAACAGCGACAUGCGUGUGUAUCAAAUGCGGAUGGUCAAGAGCAUGGGUGUCAGCGAAAGCAUUGUUUAUUUCUACCCACGCAUGGUUGCAGUGCAUGCCAUGGACGAAAAGGUUGGUGUAUUAAAUCCUACAAAUGGCCGCGUGUUUUUACCGCCGUUAGUGCGACUGUCCUAUGCGAGAUUUCAAACGCAAGGUGCCUAUUUACUUGAGAAUGGCCAAAAGAUGUAUUUGUGGCUCGGUCGUGAAAUCUCAAGCCAAUUCUUGAACGAUGCCUUUGGAGUCCAGACAUUAGAAGAGCUUAGCAUUGAGCAGCGCCAUCUCCCAAUAUUGGAUACAAUGUUGAGUAAUCAGUUACGGACGCUUCAGAUGUAUAUGCAGGGACAGAGGGCCAAAUAUCUGGAUCUAACCAUUGUACGACAAGGGAUGGACCAGGUCGAGUUAGAGCUGUCGAAUCUGUUGGUUGAAGACAAGAACAACGAUGCAAUGUCCUAUGUUGAUUACUUGCCUACGAUUCACCGUAUGAUACAGACGGAAGUGACCACUCGACCACAUGAAGUGCACACAAGCAUAUGGUCUCGCUAA